Colletotrichum scovillei is the source of this 1046-nucleotide messenger RNA. RefSeq names its product CUE domain-containing protein. Gene Ontology annotation, molecular function: ubiquitin binding. The record is from RefSeq and is a predicted model, not a curated record. The coding region runs from base 239 to 835 and encodes 198 amino acids. The transcript is spliced from 2 exons. NCBI's taxonomy places the organism in Eukaryota, Fungi, Ascomycota, Sordariomycetes, Glomerellales, Glomerellaceae.
AUAAAAGCUGCCAGCGAGACUCCACGCAUCUGAUCCGACCACAUCCCUAUCCCACGCGCAGCGGCCAUACGCUCCUCGGACUCUCUUCAUUUUGGUUGCAACCUCCAAGAGGCCUGCACCGCUCCAAGCUUCCAACCGCCACUUCCGACAGCGAGAGCCCACAAACACUCCGGCCUUACACCAGAUCGACGACCUCCACCGGCCAGAGCGGCACGACACAGACACAGAAUCCGUUGCCAUGGCGAACGAGCAGAUCUCGCUGCCGUAUCUGGUGAUGAUACUGCUGGUUACAGCAUUCGUGAUACGGUUCCUGUUCUUUUCGCCCGCCCCGCCACCGGCGCCGCGACAGAGCGCUGCAGCGGUACUACGCACGCGCGAGGCGGCGGUAGAGAGGAUACAGCAGAUGUUCCCGCAAGUGGACAGGCGAACGGUUCUGUGGGAUUUGCAGAGAAACGGCGGAAAUAUCCAGGCGACGUCUGAGAGGAUUCUCGCAGGACGGAUGGAAGCUCCCCCAAUCACCUUCCAGCCCCCUCCCCCGCCGGGAGCGAAUAACGCAGCGUCCAGCUCCUCGACACCGGCCAAGGCGCCCGAGAAGCCCACGCAGCCGGACCUGAUUACGAGAUACAAGCUCCAAGAUAAGAUCUCGGCGCAGCAACAGCGGCAAGCGGAAGCGGACGCCGCCGCCGUCGCGGAGAAGGAGAAGGAGAAGGCUGCCAAGGGGUGGAGCUCGAACAGGGACGAAAGGCAGUCGCUGUUGCAGAAGCGGAGGGACGAAAUGAUUCUUGCGGCGCGGCGGAAGAUGGAGGCUAAGAUUGCUGCUGAGAAGGCGGCAUAAGGUAGUCUUGGAUUACGGCGAAAUGGGAUGGGCCUUUCACAGCGCAUUGUUCUCUUGAUUGUUGAAGGCAUGGGAAGAGAUUGCCGGGGUAUGUGCAUUUGGGAAUUCUGUACACUCACACUCACAUACAUACUCGCACAGGAACAGCCGAGAACGAAGAGCUCUUCGGCUUCAGUCUAGUUUGGAGGAGGAUGGAUGAGGAUAUAAUGGC